CAGCUGACGUGGGCCCCGACAGCUGGAAUCCAUCAGCGUGCACUUCGGCCUGCCUCCCUGCUACUUCCUGACUCGAUCCCUCUGCUCCUUUCGUCUACCGAGUGACUUACGCGAGCAUGGACCCGCUGACAUCCUGGGUGGCGACAGACCCGGCUGUGGUCCGGAUCCUAUGGAUCUUGGCGCUGGUACUGGCCCCGCUACUGGUGUGGUUCUUUUCCUUUUGCUGCUACACGUGGAACCACGGCUCUUCCUCGGCUUCCAUGGAGCGCUACCUGGAAGUGAUGGUGAAGCCGCCCGGAUCCAAAGGUCCCGCUCAGAGGAGGAAAAAGCGCAAAGAGAAGCAUGCCGAAACCAUUCAAGCCAAGGCAAUUAAAGUGGUCAAGACGGAGAAGGCAAAAGAGACCAAGGUGGUCCCGAAUGCAAAGGAUGUGAAGAAGCAUCAAGAGGAGGAAGUCAAGAAAUCAAAGGAGAUGAAGCUGAAGGUGGAUCAGGAGGUGAUCCAGAAGGUGGAGGUAGCAAAGAAGGUAAAGGAGAAGGUACUGAAAGUGGUCCAAGAGACCAAAACAAUCACCGAGAAGAUCAAGAAGGCAAAUGUUAAGGACAACGACGUUGUACAGGAGGCAAAAGUAAUGACUAAAGAAGUGAAGGCCCCCUGGGAGGAGGUGAAGAAGCCAAAGGCAGUCAAGAAGUCCAUCCAGGAAGUGAAGGAAAUUAUGCAGAAGGAGGGCAAGCUGGUCAUCCAGGAAGACAGAAAGGAAAAAUUGAAACCUAUCAAAAAGUCAAAUGACAUCCUGGAGUCUAAAGAAAACAAAAAGAGGAAGGAGGCGAAGGUAGUCCUGGAAGCAAAGGAAGAGGCGAAGAAGCCCGAGUCAGUCAAGAAGGAGAAGGUGAGGGUAGUCCAGCAGGCCAAGGAGACAGUGACUGUGGUCCAGGAGGACUUGAAGAAGGCAAUACCGGUCAAAAAGGUGAAGGAAACAAUGAAAGACAAGGUGAAGGUCAUCCAGCAGGCCAAGGAAACGGUGACUGUGGUCCAGGAGGACUUGAAGAAGGCAAUACCGGUCAAAAAGGUGAAGGAAACAAUGAAAGACAAGGUGAAGGUCAUCCAGCAGGCCAAGGAAACGGUGACUGUGGUCCAGCAGGACUUGAAAAAGGCAAUACCGGUCAAAAAGGUGAAGGAAACAAUGAAAGACAAGGUGAAGGUCAUCCAGCAGGCCAAGGAAACGGUGACUGUGGUCCAGGAGGACUUGAAGAAGGCAAUACCGGUCAAAAAGGUGAAGGAGGUGAAGGAAACAAUGAAGGACAAGGUGAAGAACGAUCAACCGGCCAAGGAGACAUUGACGGUGAUGCCGCAGGAAGUGAAGAAGCCAAAGACAGUCAAGGCAAGGAUCACCCAGGAGGUGAAGAAAACAACGGAGGAGGAGGUGAAGGUGAUCCAAGAGGUGAAGAAGGUGAAGCCGGUCAAGAUGGCGGAGCUGAAAGUGAUCCAGGAAGUUAUAGAAGUGCCUCUGAAGGAAUCUGAGGCGUCUUCCCUGGAGGCUUCAGCCCCAUCUGGGAAAAGGAGGAGGAGGCGGCGACCACAGAAGGCCAUAGAGGAGGUGCAGGACCAGCCCAAAAAGAGGCCCCUGGUCCGGGCGGCGUCGGAUGAGAGCACCGCCGACGUGUACCCCCUGGGGGGCUCGCCGUCCCCGGGGGACACACUUCCCUGGAACCUGCCCAAGCAUCAUCGCAUCAAGCGUUCCAAGUCGGCCUCGGGCGAUGUGCUGGACCCGGCCGAGCGCGCCGUCAUCCGCAUCGCAGACGAGCGCGACCGAGUUCAGAAGAAGACCUUCACCAAAUGGGUCAACAAGCAUCUGGUGAAGCACUGGAAGGCUGAGGCCCAGCGACACGUCAGCGACCUGUAUGAGGACCUGCGCGAUGGCCACAACCUUAUUUCCCUGUUGGAGGUUCUCUCCGGCGAGACCCUGCCUCGGGAGAAGGGCCGCAUGCGCUUCCACAAGCUCCAGAAUGUUCAGAUCGCGCUGGACUUCCUCAAACGCAGACAGGUCAAAUUGGUCAACAUCAGGAAUGACGACAUCGCCGACGGAAACCCCAAGCUGACCCUCGGGCUCAUAUGGACCAUCAUCCUACACUUCCAGAUCUCCGACAUUCAGGUGAACGGCCAGUCGGACGACAUGACGGCCAAGGAGCGUCUGCUGCUGUGGUCCCAGCGGAUGGUGGAGGGCUACCAGGGUCUCCGCUGCGACAACUUCACCAGCAACUGGAGGGACGGCAAACUCUUCAACGCCAUCAUACACAAACACAGGCCCAACCUGAUCGACAUGGGCAAAGUGGGCCGCCAGACCAACCAGCAGAACCUGGAGCAGGCCUUCAGCGUGGCCGAGCGCGAGCUGGGCGUCACCAGACUGCUGGACCCAGAAGAUGUGGACGUGCCGCAUCCCGAUGAGAAAUCCAUCAUCACGUACGUGUCGUCGCUGUACGACGCCAUGCCCAGGGUGCCCGACGCUCAGGACGGCGUCAAGGCUAACGAACUGGAGCUGCGCUGGCAAGAGUACUACGAGUUGGUCACCAUGCUGUUGCAGUGGAUCAGACACCACGUCCUGGUCUUUGAGGAGCGCAAGUUCCCCACCAGCUACGAGGAGAUCGAGGUUCUCUGGCGUCAGUUCCUCAAGUUCAAGGAGACGGAGCUCCCUGCCAAGGAGGCGGACAAGAACCGCUCCAAACACAUCUUCAAGUCCUUUGAGGGCGCGGUGCAGAUGGGCCACGUCAAGGUGCCACCGGGCUACCACCCGCUGGACGUGGAGAAGGAGUGGGGUCGCCUGCACGUUGCCAUUCUGGAGCGGGAGCGCCUGCUGAGGACCGAGUUCGAGAGGCUGGAGCGUCUUCAGAGAAUCGUCGGCAAGGUGCAGAUGGAGUCGGGCAUGUGCGAGGAGCAACUCAACCAGGCGGAGGCGCUGUUGCAAACGGACGUGCGGCUCCUGAACUCGGGCAAACCCGCCCAGCACACAGCCGAGGUGGAGGCGGACCUGGAAAAGGCGGAGGGCAUGAUUCGCUUCCUUUUCAACGACGUGCAGACACUUAAAGACGGGCGCCACCUUCAGGCCGAACAGAUGUACCGCAGAGUGUACCGCCUGCACGAGCGACUGGUGAACCUGCGCAGCGAAUACACCCUGCGCCUCAAGUCGGGCGUGAGCGUGGCGCAGGUGCCUACGGUGCAGGUGCCCCUGACGCAGGUGCACACGUCGCAGGUCCUCCAGCAGGCCCCCGUGAGGCUGCGUCCCGAGCUGGAUGAGGCGACGCUGCGCUACGUCCAGGACCUGCUGGGCUGGGUCGAGGAGAACCAGCGGCGCGUGGACCAGGGCGAGUGGGGUGUCGACCUGCCCGCCGUCGAGUCGCACCUGGGUAGCCACCGCGGCCUGCACCUCUCUGUGGAGGAGUUCCGCUCCAAGCUGGAGCGGGCCAAGGCCGACGAGAGUCAGAUCUCACCUGUGAGUAAGGCGGCCUACAGAGACUACCUGACCCAACUGGACCAACAGUAUGGGAAGCUCCUGAACUCGUCCAAGUCUCGCCUCCGCAACCUGGAGCAGCUGCACGCCUUUGUGACGGCCGCCACCAAGGAGCUGAUGUGGCUCAACGAGAAAGAGGAGGAGGAGGUCAACUACGACUGGAGUGAGCGCAACACCAACAUGGCGGCCAAGAAGGACAACUACUCGGGUCUGAUGCGGGAGCUGGAGCUACGGGAGAAAAAGAUGAGCACCGUGCAGGUGACGGGAGACAAGCUGCUGAGAGACGGACACCCCGGCAGGAAGACCAUCGAAUCCUUCACCGCCGCCCUGCAGACUCAGUGGAGCUGGAUCCUCCAGCUGUGCUGCUGCAUCGAAAGCCACCUGAAGGAAAACACCGCCUACUUCCAGUUCUUUGCCGACGUAAAAGAGGCCGAGGACAAGCUGAAGAAAAUGCAGGACACCAUGAAGAGGAAGUACACGUGCGACCGCUCCGUCACCGUGACCAGGCUGGAGGACCUCCUGCAGGAUGCCGCUGAUGAGAAAGAGCAGCUGGCCGAGUUCCAAACUCACGUGGAAGGUCUGAAGCGGCGAUCCAAGAACGUGGUGCAGCUGAAGCCGCGCAACCCGGCCACCGCCAUCAAGAGCAAGCUGCCCAUCCAGGCGGUUUGCGACUUCAAGCAAAUGGAGAUCACGGUGCACCGCGGAGAUGAGUGCGCCCUGCUCAACAACUCCCAGCCGUACAAGUGGCGAGUGCUCAACCGCCAAGGCAGCGAGGCAACGGUGCCGUCCAUCUGCUUCCUGGUGCCGCCCACCAACAAGGACGCAGUCAACAGCGUCGCCGGGCUGGAUGGGAACCUGCAGAAGCUGCAGACAAUGUGGCAGAGCUUGUUUGUGGACCUGAGGAGCCUCCUCUCUUGGCAGUACCUCAUGCGAGACAUCCAUAUCAUCAAGACUUGGAACAUCUCCAUGUUCAAGACCCUGACGGUGGAGGAGUACCGGCUGGCCCUGAGGAACCUGGAGCAGCACUACCAGGACUUCCUGAGGGACAGCCAGGAUUCGCAAGCUUUCGGGGCCGAGGACCGCAUGCAGGUGGAGUCUCGCUACAAUAAGGCGAACCAGCACUACAACACGCUGGUCAGCACCGCGGAACAAGGCUACGUGCCGCCAAAGACGGGAGAGCAGGAUGAGUCAGUGUGCAGGAUUUACCUGAACAAGCUCAAGGACCUCCGCCUGAGGCUGGAGGGCUGCGAGAACCGAACAGUGACACGACUUCACCAGCUGGCUGACAAAGACCCGCUCAAAGCCUGCGCCCAGAAGACCACCGAACAGAUGAAAGUCCAAACCGAGCUGGAAGGCCUGCAGAAAGAACUGAACUCAAUCGCAGAGAAAGCCGAGGAGGUUCUUGCCUCGCCUCAGCCGUCCAGCUCCGGCCCCUUGCUGCGCUCCGAACUGGACGGCAGCCAGAAGAAGAUGGAGCACGUCUACGCCCUCUCGUCCAUCUAUCUGAACAAGCUGAAGGCAAUUGACGUGGUGAUCAGGAACACCAAUGACGCAGAAGAGACUCUGAAGAGCUACGAGACUCGUCUGCUGGACGUCCACAGAGUCCCCACUGAGGAGAAGGCGGCGGAGAAGCAGCAGAGCCAGAUUAAGAAAAUGCAAACGGAAUCUGAAGCAGACCAGGCUGUGUUCGACCGCAUGCAGGACCAGCUCAAGCAAGCGUCGGCCGUCCACGACAAGAUGACACGCGUCCGCAGCGAGCGCGACGCUGAGUUGGAGCACUACCGCCAGCUGGUGGCCGGCCUGCAGGAACGCUGGCAGGCGGUGCUGGCUCAACUGGAGAUCCGAAAGCAGGAGCUGGAGCUGCUCCGACGCCAUAUGGGCAGCUACCGGGACAGCUACGAGUGGCUCAUGCGCUGGCUGGCAGAUGCCAGGCAGCGCCAGGAGGCAAUCCAGGCGCUACCCGUUGGGGACGGAGCCGCACUUCAGGAGCAACUAGCUGAGGAGAAGAAACUCCUGGAUGAGAUCGAGAAGAACAAGGGCAAGAUCGACAAGUGCCAGAAAAAUGCCAAAGACUACAUUGACUCCGUUAAGGAUUACGAGCUUCAGCUCUUGACCUACAAAGCCCUGCAGGAUCCCCCUGCCUCACCACUGAAGAAGCCCAAAAUGGAGUGCGCUUCGGACGACAUCAUCCAAGAGUACGUCGCGCUGAGAACCCGCUACAGCGAGCUCUUGACGCUUGUCAGCCAGUACAUAAAGUUCAUCACGGACGCGCGCCGUCGUCUGGAGGAAGAUGAGGAAGCGUCUGAGAAGCUGAAAGAAGCUGAGCGAAAGAGGCUGGCUGAGAUCCAGGCCGAGUUGGACAAACAGAGGCAGCUGGCCGAGGCUCACGCUCAGUCGGUGGCCAAGGCACAGCAAGAGGCUGACGCUCUCAAGCAGAAGAUGAAAGAGGAGGCCGGGAAGCGACAGGAUGUCGCUGUGAAUGCCGAGAAGCAGAAGCAGAACAUCCAGCAGGAACUGCAACAGCUCAAGAGUCUGUCGGACCAGGAGAUCAAGACAAAGAACCUUCAGUUGGAGGAGGCUCUGAUAAAUCGGACGAGGAUUGAGGAGGAGAUACGCAUCAUCCGACUCCAGCUGGAGACGACCACCAGGCAGAAGAGCACAGCUGAUGAGGAGCUGCAGCAGCUUCGCAACCGAGCCGCCGAUGCCGACAAGCUGCGUAAAGCUGCUCAGGAGGAGGCCGAGAGGCUUCGCAAGCAGGUGGCCGAGGAGACCCAGAAAAAGAAGAACGCGGAAGACGAGCUGAAGCGCAAAGCCGAGACGGAGAGGGAAGCCUCCAAGCAGAAGCAGAAGGCCCUGGACGAACUGGAGAAGUUCAAGAUGCAAGCGGAGGAAGCCGAGCGGCGCAUGAAACAGGCAGAGGAGGAGAAACUCCGGCAGGUCAAGGUGGUGGAGGAGGUCGCGCAGAAGAGUGCUGCCGCCCAGUUGCAGAGCACCUCCAAAACCUUCAACGAAAGAGCGACCAAACUUGAGGAGUCCCUCAAGAGAGAGCAGGGCACCGUCCUCCAGUUGCAGGAGGAAGCUGAGAAACUCCGCAAGCAGCAAGAGGAGGCCAGCAAAGCUCGGGAACAGGCAGAGAAGGAGCUGGAAACGUGGAGGCAAAAGGCCAAUGAGGCUCUCCGCUUGAGGCUGCAAGCUGAGGAGGAGGCCCAGAGGAAGACUCAGGCGCAAGAGGAGGCAGAGAGGCAGAAAUUGGAGGCUGAACGUGACGCCAAGAAGAAGGCAAAGGCUGAAGAGGCCGCGCUUAAACAGAAGGAGAGUGCCGAGAAAGAGCUGGACAAGCAAAGGACUUUCGCCGAGCAGAUCGCCCAACAGAAGCUGUCAGCCGAGCAAGAAUGCAUCCGCCUAAAAGCUGACUUUGAACACGCCGAGCAACAGAGGAGCCUCCUGGACAACGAGCUCCACCGUCUAAAGAACGAAGUGAACACUGCUGAAAACCAGAGAAAGAAGUUGGAGGAGGAGCUGGCCAAGGUACGAAGUGAAAUGGAUGCCCUUCUCCAGCUGAAGAUGAAAGCUGAGAAGGAAACACUGUCCACCACGGAAAAGACCAAGCAGCUUCUCGACUCGGAAGUCCUAAAAAUGAAGCAACUUGCAGACGAAGCGACCAGACUGAGGUCUGUGGCCGAGGAGGCCAAGAAGCAGAGGCAGCUCGCUGAGGAGGAGGCGGCCAAACAGCGAGCUGAAGCCGAGAAAAUCCUUAAGGAGAAACUUGCCGCCAUCAAUGAGGCGACCCGUUUCAAGACGGAAGCCGAGAUCACCCUGAAGGCCAAAGAGGCCGAGAACGAAAGGCUGAAAAGACAAGCCGAGGAUGAAGCCUACCAAAGAAAACUGCUGGAGGAUCAGGCAGCUCAGCACAAACAAGACAUUACGGAAAAAAUGCAGCAUCUGCAGAGCUCAUCCAACUCUGAAUUGGAGCGACAGAAAACAAUCAUUGAGGAAACUCUCAGGCAAAGAAAAGUGGUGGAGGAGGAGAUCCACAUCAUCAGGAUCAACUUUGAGAAGGCCUCAAAGGACAAAUCAGAUUUAGAGAAAGAGUUAAAGAAACUGAAAGAGAUUGCGGACGACACGCAAAAGAGCAAACUUAAAGCCGAGAAGGAAGCCGAGACGUUGAAGCAGCUCGCCGCGGACGAGGAGAAGAAGCGAAAGGAAGCUGAGGCGAAGGUUAAGAGCAUCACGGCGGCGGAGGAAGAGGCGGCACGACAAUGCAAAGCCGCUCAGGAGGAGGUGGAGCGUCUGAAAAUAAAGGCAGCGGAAGCUAACAAGCAACGGGAAAAAGCGGAGAAAGACGCCAAGCAGCAGGUGGUUCUGGCCAAGGAGGCCGCACAGAAAUGCAGCGCGGCCGAGCAAAAGGCUCAAGAUGUCCUCAGCAAGAACAAAGAGGGCGAUCUGGCUCAGGAGAAGCUCAAGGAGGACUUUGAGAAUGCCAAAAAACUGGCACGAGAAGCUGAAAAGGCCAAAGAGAAAGCAGAGAAAGAGGCGGCGCUGCUCCGUCAGAAAGCUGAGGAGGCUGAGAAACAGAAAAAAGCUGCGGAGGAUGAAGCCUCCAAGCAGGCCAAAGCUCAGAAAGAUGCAGAGAAACUGAGGAAAGAGGCAGAGAAGGAGGCCUCCAAGCGAGCGGAAGCAGAGGCCGCUGCUCUCAAACAAAAGCAGCAGGCCGAUGCCGAAAUGAACAAGCACAAAAAGGAUGCCGAGCAGGCGCUGAAGCAGAAGUCGCAGGUGGAGAAGGAGCUGUCGACUAUCAAACUCCAGCUCGACAAAACCGACAAACAAAAGGCGGUUUUGGAUGAGGAGCUCCAGCGGGUGAAGGGCGAGGUCAAUGACGCCGUUAAACAGAAAACGCAGGUUGAGGAUGAACUCUCCAAAGUCAGGAUUCAGAUGGAGGAGCUUCUAAAGCUUAAGAUAGAAAUUGAGAGCGAAAACAAGCGUCUCAUGCAAAAGGACAAAGAUAACACCAAGAAGUUGCUCGCAGAUGAAGCCGAGAGGAUGAAGAUCCUGGCACAGGAAGCAGCCCGGCUUAGUGCAGAGGCAGAGGAAGCCGCCAAACUCCGAAAGACCGCCGAGUCCGACUUAGCCGAACAGAGGGCACUCGCGGAGAAAAUGCUCAAGGAGAAAAUGCAGGCCAUCCAGGAGGCUACCAAGUUGAAAGCAGAGGCCGAAGACCUCCAGAGGCAGAAGGACAAGGCACAGGAGGCGGCCAAGAAGCUCCUGGAGGACAAACAGCAGAUCCAGCAACGGCUGGACGAGGAGACCGAAGGCUUCCAGAAAUCACUGGAGGCCGAACGAAAGAGGAAGCAAGAGGUGUCAGCCGAGGCAGAGAAGCUGAAGCUUAAGGUGAAGGAGCUCAGUGAUGCUCACGCGAAAGCCCAGGAGGAGGCCAAGAAGUUCAAGAAGCUGGCAGAUGAGGCCAAAGCUCGUCUGGAGGACUCGCAACAGAAAGCCACCGAGACUGUGGUGCAAAAGCUGGAAACUCAGCGGCUGCAAAGCACGAAAGAAGCCGACGACCUUAAGAAAGCCAUCACUGACUUGGAAAAAGAGAGGGAGAAGCUGAAAAAAGAGGCCGUGGAGCUUCAGAAAAAUUCCAAAGAGAUGGCCAUUGCCCAGCAAGAAGAAAUUGAGCAACAGAAGGCCAUUCUUCAAAAGACCUUCCUCACCGAGAAAGAGCUGCUGUUGAAAAGAGAGCGCGAGGUGGUAGAUGAGAAGACGAAGCUGGAAAAACAGCUCAAGGAUGAAGUGAUCCGAGCCAAGUCCCUCAAAGAGGAGCAAGAGCGUCAGCAAAAGCUGAUGGAGGAUGAGAGGAACAAGCUACAGGCCAUCAUGGAUGACGCCUUGCGGAAGCAGAAGGAAGCUGAGACGGAGAUGAAGAAGAAGCAGAAGGAAAUGGAGGUGCUCGAAAAGAAAAAGAAUGAACAAGAGAAACUGUUGGAAGAGGAGAACAAAAAACUGAGGGACAAACUGAACAAUCUCGAGGUAGCAUCCAAAGAAAUCGCAUCGAAAAGGAACGAAACUGAGGUCCAGACAGAGAAGGGCGCUGGGGAAGAGUUAGUCUCUGCCACAGUGUCGGUCACAACAAAGAAAGUUUACAAUGGCUCAGAUGUCGAUGGCAAGAAGAAAGAUUCACCUUGGGCUUUUGACGGAAUAAGAGACCAAGUUCCUGCUGAGAGACUUCAUGACAUCGGUGUCCUGACCAAAAAAGAGUUUGACAAACUGAAGAAGGGUAAAGUCUCAGUGCAAGACCUGGCAAAGACAGACAAGAUCCACUCUUGUCUUCAGGGUCAGAGCUGCAUCGGUGGCAUCUUGACUCCCUCAAAGGUGAAAGUGAGUGUCUAUCAGGCCAUGAAAGACAACACGAUUACAGCCAAUACCGCCACAAUGCUGCUGGAAGCUCAGGCGGUUUCUGGCUACCUCAUCGAUCCUGUUAAAAACAAAUUCCUCUCUGUGGAUGAGGCUGUUAAAGAGCAGUUGAUUGGCCCCGAACUCCAUGACAAAUUGCUGUCUGCUGAGCGAGCUGCCACAGGCUUCAAAGACCCUUACACGGGAGACAAAAUCUCCCUUUUCGAGGCCAUGAAGAAAGGUCUGAUUGAGAAGGAACAGGCCACCAGGUUCCUGGAUGUGCAGCUUACAACGGGCGGCAUCAUUGACCCCAUCAACAGCCAUAGAGUCUCCCUGCAAACAGCCUACAAGCAGGGGCAGUUUGACGCCGAGAUGAAUAAGCAAAUGCCGGAUCACAAGUUGUUUGUGGAACCAAGCACCCAGGAGGCCCUCACCUACAAGCAGCUACUGGACAAAUGCACGAAGGACGCAGGGUCAGGCUUGAUGAUUCUACCUGUGACUGAAAAAGCAGGCCAAACUGAGAGAACCUACACAGAUGCCGAGAUGAAAGAAGUGUUCAGCAAGUCCAACGUGGAUGUGCCCUUUGGCAGGUUCAAAGGAAAGACGGUCACCAUUUGGGAAGUGAUCAACUCUGAGUAUUUCACAGAAGAGCAGCGACGAGAGCUGAUACGCCAAUACAAAACGGGCAAGAUCACGGUGGAGAAGAUAAUCAAAAUCGUUAUCACUGUCGUGGAGGACAAGGAGAAGAACAAUGAAAACGUGUUGAACGGACUCAGGGCUCCCGUGCCAGCCAGCGAACUUCUCGAGUCCAAGGUUAUAAGCAAAGACAUAUUCAACAAGCUAAGCAAUGGUAAAAUCACUGUCAAAGAAAUCGCGGAGAUGGACCCUGUGAAGAAAGCGCUCCAAGGAACACCGAGCAUUGCUGGACUGUAUAACGAACCCACCAAGGAGAAAAUGCCUUUCUAUCAAGCCAUGAAGAAAGAGCUGCUCUCAGCCGAGACGGCCAUUAAUCUUCUUGAGGCUCAAGCGGCUACUGGCUUCAUAAUUGAUCCUGUCAAAAAUGAGCGGAUGCCUGUCGACGAAGCAGUCAAGUCGGGGUUGGUGGGUCCAGAACUCCACGAGCGACUGCUAUCUGCAGAGCGAGCAGUCAGUGGCUACAGAGAUCCUUAUUCUGGCAAGAAGGUAUCUCUGUUUGAAGCCUUAAAUAAAGGUCUCAUCAAGAGGGACCAUGGCAUUCGUCUGUUAGAAGCACAACUCUCCACGGGGGGAAUUAUUGACCCAGUUAAAAGCUACCGCGUCCCACACGAGGUUGCCUGCAAACGUGGCUAUUUAGACGAGGAAACCAGCAAGACUGCAAAUGAGACCAAGGUCUUCCCCGAUCCCAACACACUGGAGUCAGCCACGUAUGCGCAGUUGAUGAAGAAAUGCAUCUCCGACAAUGAAACUGGUCUUCCCUUGCUCCCCCUCUCAAAGAAGGCUCCAAAGCCCAAAGAGGAUCAAGAGAUUACAGAGGCCAAAACCAAAGAGGCUUUGAACCAAAGCACCGUGGAGCUGGACUAUGGACCUUUUAAAGGCAGAAAGGUCACAAUCUGGGAAAUCAUCACCUCCGAGUACAUCACAGAGGAGAAAAGAAUCGAACUGAUUCGCCAGUACCGAAUGGGCCAUGUGACAAUAGAAAAGUUGAUAAAGGUUGUGAUGACCAUCAUGGAGGAAAGAGAGACCCAGGCAAAAGAAAAACUCUGUUUUGAAGGUCUUAGGGAACCAGUUCCUGCCAGCGCGUUGAUGGAUGCCAAUAUCAUUGACAAAGCCACAUUUGAUCAGCUCCAGCAAGGCACAAAGACUCCUCAGGAAGUGGGUCAAGACGAUAAAGUCAGGAAGUAUCUGCACGGCACAGAGCGUAUUGACGCCAUUGCAAUGGAAGCCACAAACGAAAAGCUGAGCAUAUAUCAAGCUAUGAAAAAUAACAUUCUGCAGCCGAAUACUGGCCUUGCGCUGCUUGAAGCCCAAGCUGGAACUGGCUUCAUAACAGACCCAGUAAAAAACAUGAAAUAUUCCGUGGAUGAUGCCGUCAAGGCCGGAACUGUUGGUCCGGAGCUUCACGAGAAACUUCUCUCUGCCGAAAAAGCAGUGACGGGAUACAAAGAUCCAUACACGGGCAAUAAGAUUUCUCUGUUCCAAGCGCUGAAGAAAGAGCUGGUGCUGAGGGAGCAUGCCAUUCCUCUUCUGGAGGCUCAGCUUAACACAGGAGGCAUCAUUGAUCCCGUCGGGAGCCAUCGCAUUCCCACUGAUGUUGCUGUUCAGCGUGGCUAUUUAAGUAAACAAAUGGUCAAAUCGUUGAACGAACCCUCAGGCGACGUCCAGUGCUUCACCAACCCCAACACCAAUGAAAGUCUCACAUACAAGCAGCUUCUGGAGAAAUGUGUCAAAGAUCCCAACUCAGGUCUGUGCUACUUGCCGCUGUCCAAAGCUGAAGUGGCUCCUCCCGCUGAGAAGUCCUACGAGUACACCGAGGAGCAAGCCCAGGCAGAUCUAGCAAGCACUCAAAUUGAUAUCCCGCUCAAGAGCUUUGAAGGCAAGAGCAUGACCAUUUGGGAAAUCAUGAACUCCAACAUACUUCCCGAAGAGGAGAGACGCCGCCUCAUGGAGCAGUUUCGCUUGGGAACAAUCACAAAAGAGAGAAUGCUCAUCAUCAUCAUUGAAAUCGUUGAGCAAAGGGAGGCCGAAAAGGCUCAACAGGGCAUGUCGUGUGACAUCAUCAGAAGGAGAAUUACAAUCGAGGAGCUGUACAGUGCUCGAAUUAUAGACCUGCAGACUUACAACCUUUUGAAGCAAGAAAAAAUGACCAUCAGUGAGAUCAUGGCAAUGCCAUCAGUGAAACAGUACCUUUUUGGAACUGGGUGCAUUGCUGGCAUUAUGUCAGACACUCCCAGCAAAGUCAGCAUCUAUCAAGCCAUGAAAAACGGGAAGAUUAAGCCCGAAGUUGCUCUGACGCUUCUCGAGGCCCAAGCAGCAACUGGCUUUAUCAUCGAUCCGGUGAAAGAUGAACUUCUCACAGUGGAUGAAGCAGUGCGCAAGGGGCUCGUGGGGCCUGAACUUCACGACAAACUUCUGUCUGCCGAGAGAGCCGUGACAGGCUACAAAGAUCCAUACACCGGAAAAGUGAUUUCUCUUUUCCAGGCAAUGAAGAAAGACCUGGUUCCUGAAGAUUAUGCUUUGAGGCUUCUGGAAGCGCAAAAUGCCACCGGGGGGUUAAUGGAUCCCGAAUACUACUUCCGCCUGCCUGCGGACGUUGCCAUGCAGCGUGGGUACAUCAACAAAGAGACACUGGACAGAAUAUCCGAGCCGGCCGCCGAUGUGCAAGGUUACACCGACCCCACGACAGAUGAGAACCUGUCAUAUUCUCAGCUCCUGAAAAGAUGUCGGCUGGACAAACAGAGUGGACUGAAGCUGCUUUCUCUAGCGGACAGGAGACUUCUCUUCAAGGGUCUCAGGAAGCAAAUCACUGUGGAUGAGCUGCUUCGUUCUCAGAUUAUUGACCAAAAGAUGUACAAUGAACUCACUCAGGGCACCAUCAGUGUGGAGGAGGUCAGCAGGGACCUGAAGAAGUACCUCGAAGGCGUCAGCUGCAUUGCCGGUGUCUUUGUAGAAUCUACCAAAGACCGCUUGUCUAUCUACCAAGCCAUGAAGAAGAACAUGAUCAGACCAGGAACUGCCUUUGAGCUUCUUGAGGCCCAGGCUGCGACGGGGUACGUUAUCGACCCCAUCAAAAAUCUGAAACUGAAUGUCAACGAAGCCGUUAAGAUGGGUGUUGUGGGUCUGGAGUUUAAAGACAAACUGCUGUCAGCUGAGCGAGCAGUCACGGGCUACAGGGAUCCCUAUUCUGGCAAGGUCAUCUCAUUGUUCCAGGCCAUGAAGAAGGACCUGAUCUUGAAAGACCACGGCAUCCGCCUGCUAGAAGCUCAGAUCGCCACGGGGGGAAUCAUUGACCCACAGGAGAGCCAUCGCCUGCCAGUGGAAGCGGCGUAUGAACGUGGUCUCUUUGACGAAGAAAUGAACCAAAUUCUCACCGACCCGUCUGACGACACUAAGGGCUUCUUUGACCCUAACACAGAGGAAAACCUCACUUACCUCCAGCUCAUGGAGAGAUGCAUGACGGACCCUCAAACAGGGCUCGCGCUCCUGUUGCUGAAGGAAAAGAAACGGGAAAGGAAGACCUCCUCCAAGUCAUCUGUUCGUAAACGCAGAGUUGUUAUCGUUGAUCCAGAAACGGGCAAGGAGAUGUCAGUGUAUGAGGCCUACCAGAAAGGACUCAUUGACCACCAGACGUAUUUAGAGCUAGCAGAGCAGGAGUGCGAAUGGGAGGAAAUAACCAGCACCUCGUCUGAUGGAGUUGUAAAAUCCAAGAUCAUUGAUAGGAGGUCCGGACGACAGUACGACAUCGAUGACGCCAUCUCAAGCGGCCUGAUUGAGAAGUCGGCGUUGGACCAGUACCGUUCUGGAACUCUAUCUAUCACGGAGUUUGCAGACAUGCUAUCUGGAAAUUCCAGUGGCGUGAGAUCAAGGUCAUCCUCCUUUGGAUCCACUUCCUCUUACACCUCAAGUCCGAUGUCUAGCAUAAAAACACCGUCUGUCCCGUGGAAUGACCCCACCGAGGAAAUUGGCCCCGUAGCUGGAAUCUUGGACACGGAAACGCUGGAGAAGGUGUCUGUCACUGAGGCCAUUCACAGAAACCUAGUGGACAACAUAACCGGUCAGAGGCUGAUGGAAGCUCAGGCCUGCACUGGAGGAAUCAUUGACCCAAACACUGGUGAAAAAUUCUCCGUCACAGAUGCAUUGAACAAAGGACUUGUGGACAAGAUCAUGGUGGACCGCAUUAGCCUUGCACAGAAGGCUUGCAAUGGAUAUGAGGACCCUCGAACCAAAACUAAAAUGUCAGCUGCUCAAGCCCUCAAGAAAGGCUGGUUGUACUACGAGGCCGGCCAGCGGUUCCUGGAAGUCCAAUAUCUGACUGGUGGUUUAAUUGAACCAGACGUCACCGGGCGAGUCUCUCUGGACGAUGCCUUGAAGAAAGGCACCUUGGAUGCUCGCACCGCACAGAAGCUCCGUGACGUCAGCGCCCACUCCAAGUACCUCACAUGCCCCAAAACCAAACUCAAGAUCUCCUACAAGGAUGCUUUGGACAGAAGCAUGAUUGAGGACGGUACUGGCCUCAGGCUUCUGGAGGCAUCCUCCCAGUCCACCAAAGGCCUCUACAGUCCCUACAGCAUCAGCGGCUCAGGCUCGGCAACCGGCUCACGUUCGGGCUCCAGAUCCGGUUCCAGGUCCGGCUCCAGAAGAGGAAGCUUUGAUGCAACUGGAUCCAGUUUCACCACCACCUUCUCUUCGUCUUCAUCCUCCUACAGUUCGCCGAGUUAUGGGCGACGAUAUUGAGGAUCAACUGUAAAGCCACUGAGAUGCCUGUCAGUGAACUGAAGACUACACAGUUUCUGCUCUGCAUGUGGUCGUUGCAAGACAUUAGAUGUUUAAUUUUGUACUGCGUAGACUUCUUUGUGUAUCUAUAUACCUUUACCUAUGUACAUUUUGUUGUAUCGUUUAAUCACUGUAAUAGACAGGAAAUUAGCUUUGAGUGUUAACACUACAACCGAAAGAACAUACUCUUUGAUCGUCGUCUGUCGAGCCUUCUGAAUAUGGAGCGUAUUUCUCAAAAAUGAAUAUAUUGAAAGCUCAAGGCCACUCUGCAGAGCAGAAUCCGAAGUCUCGUAACGAUCGCUGACAUUAAGAAUGUCUCUCAACACUAAGCUUCAAGAUCUUUGUCCUCGAUCAUGUUGCUCCACACCUACUAAACUACAGCCAGGCCAUAUUCCCGUCAUCUGGAAUAAAACAUGGACUCAAUGGGAAUCACCAAAGGGCACAUUCCCAUGCACUGGUAGACCACCAAUACAUCAAUCUGACUUUAUAGACUCUUGACACCAAAGUAACCCAAAUAGUCGCUGCUUGUCCGGACCCCGCCGACUGGUACGUGAGGACACAAUAGUUAGCAAUGUCUUGCCCGCUUGUCCUGAUGUCCCGUCUUCUCCUUUAUAGAUACCGUGCUCCGCUUCUUCCCAGAGACCUUCACCUGGACUUUCACUGUAGCCGGAAUUUAUGAAAAAAGUCACUCUCGCGACUAACCUUGAGCUCAGUUGAUGUUAGAAACCCAUCAAGUGCCUGCAAAAAAAACAAAAAAAUACGUGGCUGAUGCAUAUUUUGAAGAUGGUGCUGCGGUUUAUUGACACCUGCAUGACUGGCCGAGCAGGAAGCAAUCAGGUUUAUCUCACAAUCCACAAACACUCAUGAAUGUUAAUAUUGACAUGACUGUAUGUACUGUAUAACCACGACUGCUGGAAGCCAUUAACAGAUUCUUAGUUUUUCAGCUUUUUAAUUUUUUUUUUUUUUGGGACGCCACCAGCCACAGUGUUUAUUUUUCGAUGUGAAAGCAACACCUAAUUAUCUUGCCUAUAUCCUUUUAUUUUCCUACACACUAUAUUUGAGUUGCAUGAUUUACUAACAUUUAAAAAAAAAAAAAAAACCAAAACCGCCCCCCCAUCCCCCCAAUUAUCCGAGCCGCUUAUCCUCACGAGGGUCGUUGUACCCUUUAAAUCAUUUGUUGUGUUAUUAUGAUGAUGAUGAUGAUGAUGCACCAAAGGGGUUAAAAGGAUAUAUUUUAAUGCGUGGUGUAUUUAUAAUUUUUAAAAAAAAACGGAAUCAAGUUGUAACACCCUCGCUAUGUAAAUAAAGGACAUGAAAAGCUUAUGA
Molecule: messenger RNA, 16685 nt
Organism: Hippocampus comes (tiger tail seahorse)
Lineage: Eukaryota; Metazoa; Chordata; Actinopteri; Syngnathiformes; Syngnathidae
Gene: pleca
Product: plectin a
Exons: 38
Coding region: 117-15320 (5067 amino acids)
Biological process (GO): hemidesmosome assembly; intermediate filament cytoskeleton organization; wound healing
Cellular component (GO): hemidesmosome; focal adhesion; cytoplasm
Molecular function (GO): structural constituent of cytoskeleton; cadherin binding; ankyrin binding
Source: RefSeq, a predicted model, not a curated record